Messenger RNA from Hyalella azteca, 2127 nucleotides. RefSeq lists its product as uncharacterized. The coding region runs from base 1371 to 2114 and encodes 247 amino acids. The record is from RefSeq and is a predicted model, not a curated record. NCBI's taxonomy places the organism in Eukaryota, Metazoa, Arthropoda, Malacostraca, Amphipoda, Hyalellidae. The transcript is spliced from 3 exons.
UACCCCUCAGGGGGGACUUCUGACGUGUGUCUGUGCGCGUCAGAAGUCCUAUUUAUUAUGGAGGCAAAUUUUUUGUACCCAGCGGAACUAAUGACUUUGUUUAGUUUGAGGUUUACUUUCCAAGCCACAUGACGCUGUUAAUUGCUCAUUGUUUGCAUCACCAUCAUUAUUUCGCGAAUCUAUCCAUUUCCUAUUUACAUUUGUAUUAUUUUCCCUUCGCUAUUUUCAGUCACGAUCCAUCUUUUCAUCUGCCCUCUCCACGCCGGGGGGAAAAGGGCUUGGACAAUUCAAUGACGGUUGGAGACAUGUUGUCGUGGCUCUCUUGUUAAAUUCAAUCAUGGCAUAUUGGUCGAACCCGAGUGUUCAGACCAGUGAGGGUGGCAUGGCAGGGGAGGGCGUCCGCUCAGGCUGCUGUCGGUCACCGCAUCCCUCGGGACCGGGUGGUUGCGGGUUAAAAAAGUAUUACUACUCUCAUAGUAACCUUGAAGUCUUGGACUCGAGCUAGUGGCUGCAGGGGUAUUUACUUCUAUUGACUCAUGUUUGCUAUGGCCAUCUCAUGGAUAGCGCGUCCGCUCCUUAUUGUAGGGAAAAUGAGCUCAGGGAAGAGAUGCAGGAAUGCCAUCUCUAAGGGAACGUCUGCUGUCCCUGGCUCCCGAGCAGUGGAAAGCUAUACAAUGUAUGGCCGGCUUUGCCAGGGCUCUAUAAUCUCUGCAAUUUUAGGAUAUCUUUAUCCCGAAUCUCUCAUUUCUGUUGUAAAUAAUUCCUUUAUUAAGAAUAAAUAAUAUGUGUGUUAAUUAAAAAGAGGCCCAUUCAAAUUCUACAUUUAAAUUGGAACGUUUGGUUGACAGUAAAAAACAGUAGUACGGAAUUUGUGUGAAUUUUUAAAUUACCUUUGAAUUUAAGAAACUAUGAAAAUAGCAAAUGUAAAUUUUUGAUCCAAUCCUAUUCAGCAGUGCCCUGCUAAUCCGUCUUAAGGAAUAAAUUUUCAGGACUAGAAUCGUCGUAUCUCGGAACGAUAUGGGUCUAAGAUAAGCUUUCAAAGAACUCUCGCGGCACCGGGCUUAUAACAAUUUACACAAAGAUUUCAAAAUAUUUGCAAGAUUUACAAAUUUGAUUGAACAUGAAAUCGUUCUGCGUACAUACUCGUGCAUAUCUUCAUACAAGAGAUUGUGUUCGAAUUAGCCUAGUGUGAUUUCCACUCCGAAAUCCUUUUAUUCGCCUGUUGUUUGUGUAAUGACGAACUUGUGUGAACUCACUGUUAUUAAGGUGGAAGACUGCUGUGUUUUUUUAAUGUAUGUUAUGGAAUGACGAAAUUGUGUGAACUCGUUUCUGUUAAGGUGAAGAUUGUUGUGCGUUUUUUUUUGUAAUGUAUGUUAUGCAUAAUUUCAGAUUCAAUUAUCAUUCCUAAUUGCCUGCACUUACGAGCAAUGAGUGCCAGCGCACCAGCUAUGUCGAGCUACGAGCGUCAGCUGAUAGCCGAAGAGCUGGAGUCUUCUCUCUCUGAACUCUUCACUGGACUCGCCAGAAGCCUCGACAGAAUCCAGAACGUCUCUGAUCAGAUAGACACAAGUUUAGGAUGCGCCGAAGAGAGAAGCACGGCAUGUCUUCUAGUUCAGAGCCAAGGCAGUCGUCGUUUUGAGUUAUUGACGAGCGCUUCCGUUCAGCAUAAACUGGAAGAAGCCUUGGAAAAAUUGAAAAAGUUACUCUCAUUCGAGCGCCAGAGAUAUAAAUUCCAGCUGAAACGUGUCCACUCCGACGAACUUGAAGAUAUUCCUCGGACGAUUCAAAAUGAUGACACAAUUGACAUCGAUAGAACUUUAAAUUUGACCUUGGAGUCAAAUUCCGACAUAUCAAAAUUAAAAGUUGUGGAGAGUAGAAUAACAAUCUUGAGCAUAGCUACGAAGGCGCUAGAGGAUUUGAUUCUUGAGUAUCAAUGUAUUCUAAUUCUUUUAGAUAGCACCGGAUCUGGCUUACAGAUCGAUGAGUGGAAGGUUGAAUGUUACAAGAAAUUGAAGGACUGCACGAAUGUCAAGGAAAAUAGAAUAAUUUUCUGGAUCAAAGAGUAUGCUCGGUUUAUGGCUAAGAAUUCUUUGAAUUCUUCAGUUUCUAAAUAAAUUUUCUCAUUUU